AUGUAUAAUAACGCCGGAAAAUAUUUGAUUGUCUGCAAUGCUGUACCUGGAUGUGACGAGACUGAAGCUGUUGAGUUAUUUUGGCAAUAUAGAAUAGGAAAUGUAAUUUUAAUUAAAUACGAUAAUCAACAUAGAGCAACUGGUUACACAUUUUUUCAUGACGAAAGCUGUGGCCCCGGUCCUCCUGUAAAACUUGAGCAUUGGGAUGACUGUAUUUUUGAAAAUAGCGUCGAUGAUUGUGAAAAUAAUAUGUUUCCUCUGAAGUUUAAAAACUUACAUCGCUGUCCCCUAAAGGUGUCAACUUUCCACCAGGUGCCCUACAUGAUUCUUGGCGAUACUGCUCCAAGCGGUGCUGAUGGUGAUUUAUUAAAUAUUAUUAUUGAAGCAUUGAAUGCAACGCUUGUCCUGGUGAUUCCUCGUGAUACGGAUGGUUGGGGAAGCCUCGAAAGCAAUGGAACAUGGUCUGGAUCUCUUGGAGAUGUUUACUAUGAUUGUGCUAAUUUCUCUAUGACAUCCGCAAGUAUAACAUUGCAUAGAUAUAAUUUUUUUCAAAUGUCAACAAACUAUAACACUAUGUCAGUUGUUUGGAUAACUCACCCCUCCGAUGUGGAAUGGUCAUCUCUGAAACUUCUACGACCGUAUAGCGUAAAACUAAGGUAUGCUCUUAUUGUUAUUCUUUUAUUAAUUAUGUUACUAGGUCUCUUUCUUAAAAUUGAUAUAUGCAAAUCUAUUAAAAAUAGAUUGUGUUUGUCACAAACCUCUAAUGAUAUAAUAUUAUAUUCUUGGCAAAUGUGUCUGAGCCUACCAAUGCACAGAUUACCGACGAAUUGGUUUCACAAAUAUACUAUACUAUUUUGGAUUUGGUUCACCCUUUUACUGAGAACAUUUUACCAAGUUUAUCUCAUCAAUUCCUUGCAAACUGAUGUGAGGACCGACAAUGUUUUGAGUAUUGAAGAUGCUAUUGAAGAAGGAUAUCCCUACGGGGGAAGUCUCGCCCUGAAGGAUUACUUUAUAGAUCAACCUGAUAUUUAUAAUAAUUGGAUACUGGUGGAUAGCAACGAAAUAUAUCCCAUCAUGAAAAAUUUAUCAAAUGGUAUGAAAUUUGUAAUGGCCAUGAACAUAGAAACAACAAACAUUUUUCUUGCUAAAAGUCAAGCAAAUCUUUAUGUUCUCCCACAAAAAAUAGUCAAUAGUCCAGUUGUGUUAUUUUUUAAAAAAUACUCGUGGUUAGUACAGUCUAUAAAUACAUUAUUAACGAAUCUGUUUGAAGCUGGGUUACCUGAUAAAUUACUAGAAGACUAUGUGUCUAAAGGCAUUCGAAUUGAAGAAAACGAUUUUAAGUCAAUAACAAUCGAACAUUUCCAUGGAUGCUUUUACGUAUUAUUUUUGGGAUGGACACUGUCUAUCGUUAUUGCGAUUAUAGAAAAACUUGUAUAUUUAAGAAGAUCGAUUCCCAUUCCUUAA
Colias croceus (clouded yellow) is the source of this 1464-nucleotide messenger RNA. RefSeq names its product glutamate receptor ionotropic, NMDA 2C-like. The record is from RefSeq and is a predicted model, not a curated record. The transcript has a single exon. Lineage: Eukaryota; Metazoa; Arthropoda; Insecta; Lepidoptera; Pieridae. The coding region runs from base 1 to 1464 and encodes 487 amino acids.